Molecule: messenger RNA, 1260 nt
Organism: Leptidea sinapis
Lineage: Eukaryota; Metazoa; Arthropoda; Insecta; Lepidoptera; Pieridae
Gene: mEFTs
Product: elongation factor Ts, mitochondrial
Exons: 5
Coding region: 209-1171 (320 amino acids)
Biological process (GO): mitochondrial translational elongation
Cellular component (GO): mitochondrial matrix
Molecular function (GO): translation elongation factor activity; protein binding
Source: RefSeq, a predicted model, not a curated record
UCUUUCUCUAUCACCUGCGGUGAAAUUUGAAUAAAUAUAAUUAUAAUAAUAUAAUGUUACGCAAGUUAUAAAUUAUAUCAAUCAACAAAUCAUAGUUUCAAAUUGUGAAGUGCUUUAAUAAUAAUCUAAUUCAAUAAAGGUAGUCUCACCUUAUUUGUUUUCAAAACCAAGAAAAUAAUUCUUAGGUUGUUUCUCUGAAAAAGGUUAUAUGUAUACUAUGAAGCAAACUGUAAAGCUAUAUUCAAAGAUGAUUUUACAAUUGGUGAGAGGUUUCCAAACAAGUACUGUUUACAAAGCAGCUGAGUCAUCAUUGCUGGCUAAACUCAGGAAAAAGACUGGUUAUACUAUUUCUAACUGCAAAAAAGCUUUAGAAAUGCAUAAUAAUGAUACAGACAAGGCAGAGACAUGGUUGAAUGAGCAAGCCCAGGCAAUGGGUUGGGCAAAAGCCACAAAACUAGCUGGAAGAAAGACUGCACAAGGGCUGAUAGCAGUCAAAUUUGACAAGAAACAUGGAGCCCUGGUGGAAUUGAAUUGUGAAACCGACUUUGUGGCGAAAAAUGAUAAAUUCCACAAGAUGAUAGAGGAUGCAACAUUAGCUUGCUAUAAAUUUGCACAUACACACCUCAAGGCUCAGGGACCUAUUACAAAGAUGGAAUUGGACACAGAACAGCUAGGCAGCCUGACUGCUGAUGGAAAGAAAUUAUCUGAAAUCUUGGCUCUUUUCAUUGGUUCUGUUGGGGAAAAUGCUGUAUUGCGUCGAGCUGAGUGUUGGAAAGCGAAUAGUGAUGAUGUGAAAAUAACAGCUUAUACUCAUCCCGCUCCAGCAAGCUUGGGUGACUACUCAACAGGCAAAUAUGGUGCGCUAAUGGCGUACAGGCAAGCAAAUGAUCAUGAGGACAUUGGCAGACAGUUGUGUCAACAUAUCGUUGGGUGCUCACCCUCAAAAAUUGGCAACAAGGAAAAAGAUACACCGGCAAAGAACACGGAUGACGAAACCUGUCUCAUAUAUCAGGAAUACCUUCUUGACCCUUCAUUUACUGUCCAAGAAGUAUUAGAACAGAAUAAAGUAGAAGUGAUCGACUAUGUCAGGUUCUCAUGUGGUGAAGCUGAAGAGGAGUCAUUGCCGGGAGUGGAGAAGCAGCCCCUAGAUACUGUUCAGACAUUGCAGUAGACAUUUUUAAUAGUCAGCUACUUAUGAAGUUAGUUUUAAAUCAUAGAAAUUUAUUUUGCAUUUACAUAUAAAUUAAAAUGUACAAAAUA